CGAGAUGUCGGCCAGUAGAGCUGCUGCAGUUUACAGGGACGAUGAUGGUGGACUGCAGCAGACACACUCUGUGAGCUGUAAUGAUGGGCUUCACCUUACAUGCACUAACCUCUGUGUGUUUGUGUGUCUGUUUUUCUCUGAAGCGGUGAAGAGGCUGAUGAAGGAGGCUGCUGAGCUGAGGGACCCCACAGAGCACUACCACGCACAGCCCCUGGAAGAUAACCUCUUUGAAUGGCACUUCUCCGUACGCGGACCCCCAGAUUCAGACUUCGACGGCGGGGUUUACCACGGCAGGAUCGUCCUCCCCCCAGAGUACCCCAUGAAGCCCCCCAGCAUCAUCCUCCUCACACCCAACGGCAGAUUCGAAGUUGGGAAGAAGAUUUGUUUGAGCAUCUCUGGCCACCAUCCAGAGACCUGGCAGCCCUCCUGGAGCAUUCGAACUGCUCUAAUAGCUAUCAUCGGAUUCAUGCCAACAAAAGGAGAGGGAGCGAUAGGAUCCCUUGAUUAUACCCCAGAAGAGAGGAGGACCCUCGCCAAAAAGUCUCAGGACUUCUGCUGCGAGACGUGCGGCUGCUCCAUGCGCUCCGCCCUCCUGGCUCUGACCCCCAACAGCAACCCGAGCGCCGAGGACCACCAGGCCAAAGAACUGGCUCAGCAAAUCAACUUCAAGGCGGAGACCAGUUUAUCCAGACAUACGAGUGAGAGCGGAGGAGCAGAGAGCGAGACCUCCUCGCUCGAUCAGGGAGACGCCUCCACGUCUGCAGGACAGGAAGCGGCUGACGAGCCUCAGACCGAACAGGCAGAGGCGUCAGAAGAGGAGCCCGACCCACUGCCGUCCCCAGUCCGGGUCGCCCCCUCAGCCCCCGGCAGCGUCGGGCUCAGCAGCAGAGCCAGCAGGGUCAGAGAGACGGCAGAGACGCAGCCAGCAGGCCGGCCUUCCCCCCGGCUCCUCGCCAGCAGCAGGAGGAGGACAUCCACACGGGCUCUGCCGUUCUCAUCGUGCUCCUCACCCUCGCUCUGGCCGCUCUCAUCUUCCGCAGGAUCUACCUGGCUAAUGAGUACCAGUUCGACUUUGAGCUGUGACCAGCGAGGCCCCUCACGCCCUCCUUCUCUCGAGUCCAAUCCUCCUACCACAGAACUGUGACCCGCUGCAGUGGAACCAGAGCCGAGUCAGCGGCUUCCACAGACUUUCCUCCCACUGUGCUCGUCAGCAGAGGUUCAGUCUCCUCUGAGGGGAGAUCUCAUUCCUGCAGUGGAGGCACUUUAAUCACCACCAGACCUCCUGGGUGUCUUUUAAUCAGUGUCCAUUUUACUCUCCAGUGUGGUGCAUUUUUUAAGAACAGGAAGUCACACCUCCACACACACACAUCACAUACCUUCUUUAAUGUGUCUGUUGUCUGUCCUAGAGCUGCAUCAUGUUCUCAUUAUUUAAUUCAAAAUGUAAUUUAACAUGUAAUCCUCAUUGAACUGUGGGAGGGGUUUGUCUCACUGUCAUUAUUGGAAAAGUAUAUUAUUCACAGAGAGUGUGUUUAGGGCUUCUUCUUCUUCAUCAUCAUGUGCUUUAAUGUCCUGUUGGGUCACUUCAGUCCAUUAUACCUCUGCAGCAGCCUCAGCGCUCCAGCCUCAGCGCUCCAGCCUCAGCGCUCCAGCCUCAGCGCUCCAGCUUCAGUUCAUACAGGUGCGAUUGAUGUGGUACGUUUUUAAACGUGGGCUCUAGUUUGGAGUCUAAACGACUAUUAGGUACAAAAUGUUUUGGGAUCAACCCAGUAGAUGUCUUCAUGAGCCUGCGGCUAAAACCGGCUGUAGCGGCUGCAAUGUCAUUCUUGGAUCAAAGGAGCCUGUUAAAGUAUGUUUAAUUCUUUCAGAUUGUUAUUCAGUAUGUUAAGUGUCAGGCAAUGUUACAGAAAUAAACCCAAAUAUUUAAUCCUAUUUUUAUGCCAGAAACAUAAA
This is a messenger RNA of Labrus bergylta (ballan wrasse), 1950 nucleotides long. Lineage: Eukaryota; Metazoa; Chordata; Actinopteri; Labriformes; Labridae. The record is from RefSeq and is a predicted model, not a curated record.